CUUAUGGUAGGUACAUAAUCUUGCGUGUGGCGUUGUUACAAUCAGUAACUUUCUGGCCUAGUAUAAAAAUGACGUGCAUGUUAUAUUGUAUUCUAGUUUUGGGAAUAUUGAAUAAAGUGUACAGUGUAACACCACAAUGUAGGACAAUCGAUGUGAAAACAUUAAUGGAAGGUUGCGAUCGUUUAGUGGGACUAAAUAUUACGAGCAUAGGGGGCACUAUGGUUAAUGACCAUAAUUGCGAUGUGCUGUUGCCUAAGCAAGUCUUUUUGGAAGAACCACUCUUCCAAUAUCCUCUAGCUGACUCGAAAAAGUUUUAUACUAUUCUCAUGGUCGACCCUGAUGCUCCACCGAAGAUAGAAGGCGAAUUUUUUUUGCACAUGUUAAAGUCCAAUAUACCAGGUUUAGCGCUGAAGUCUUUAGAAGGCAGUAAAACGACAGGUAUUGAUUACAGAGGUUACAAGCCUCCAGCGCCACCUCGCGGCACGGGUAUACACCGCUACAUGAGCUUGCUGUACGAGCAAACAGAGGGAAACAAUUUUUUGCCCAACGUGCCUUCUUCCCGCGGUAGGUUCCAACUAGCAAACUGGUUCCGAGGCAAGAGCCUCUGCGGCCCAGUCGCGGCCACACAAUUCCGAGUACAAUUCUAGAUGGCGUUAGUGGUCUUUUAUGGAGAUGAAAUUUAAUGUACAAGAUCAAAAUAAUAAAAUAUUAAUAAAAACAUCAACUAAAUAUUAUUUUUAUUAAUUUA
Messenger RNA from Maniola jurtina (meadow brown), 748 nucleotides. Its product is annotated as phosphatidylethanolamine-binding protein 4-like. Lineage: Eukaryota; Metazoa; Arthropoda; Insecta; Lepidoptera; Nymphalidae. Bases 69 to 647 code for a protein of 192 amino acids. The record is from RefSeq and is a predicted model, not a curated record. The transcript is spliced from 4 exons.